Molecule: messenger RNA, 594 nt
Organism: Erinaceus europaeus (western European hedgehog)
Lineage: Eukaryota; Metazoa; Chordata; Mammalia; Eulipotyphla; Erinaceidae
Gene: HIGD1B
Product: HIG1 hypoxia inducible domain family member 1B
Exons: 4
Coding region: 215-514 (99 amino acids)
Biological process (GO): mitochondrial respirasome assembly
Cellular component (GO): mitochondrion
Source: RefSeq, a predicted model, not a curated record
ACUCCUGUUCUUGGUGCUAGAGUUUUUGGACUUUAUAGUUUGUUGUUAGACAUUUAUAGGGGACACUACUAACCCAGGGAAGAGGCAGGGGGUGGCUAGUUAUGAAGAUCCUGGAAAAAAGAUGAACCUGCAAAUGGAAACAGCUCAGGGACCAGUAUUUUCCUGACUAGGCUGAAGUGUGGAGCCCCAGCUGCUAACCUCUGUGGCUAAGAGCAUGUCUGCUAACAAAGGCUGGUGGGUGCCAUCUGAGAGUGAAGACACCAUGUCUGAGAAGUUCCUGAGGAAGACCAGGGAGUCUCCCCUGGUGCCUAUAGGCGUAGGAGGCUGCCUGGUGGUGGCAGCAUACAGGAUUUAUCGACUGAAGGCUCGUGGUCCAACCAAGAUGUCCAUACACCUGAUUCAUACCCGAGUGGCAGCACAGGCCUGUGCUGUGGGUGCAAUCAUGCUAGGUGCUGUGUACACAAUGUACAGAGACUACAUCAAGAAAACAGCACAGGAUUCCAGGGAGAAGUAGCAUUCCAAUAGCAUACGGGGCAGUCAGACCCUCUUAAAUCAAACCUUGCUAUGCUCCUAAUAAAGUAGUUUGGAAGACAA